AUGAAGACUGCAACAGGUCUAGCAAGGAGGCGUAAAAGAGGAACAGUGGUAUGUACAAACUGCAGGAAAAGGAAAAGUAGAUGUGACAGACAACUUCCAUGCAACACCUGCAUGAGAUUAGGUAAUUCUGAAACAUGUGAAUACGAAAAUAAGCUAAAUCCUAAUACGUCCUCUAUAAGAGUUUCAUUUGCUCCCAAGAUUGAAAGAGUGAAGAAACAGGAUAAGUUCAUACCCUCCACUCUAUUUGGAAGCUCCUCUAAAUAUGUGAAAGUAUCUGAUUCCGUUGUCCAACCUGCUCCUUCUAAGGACUUCUACCAUGACAUCCCGGAAUAUAUCAAUUUAAUUCCUUCUGGUGACUAUAUUGAAACGAAACGGUCUGCUAUAAGCCAAUUUUGUUUGUUUAUGGACACAUCAGCAGAACAUAGGGAUCCUUACUUGAAAGCUAUGGUUAGAUUCAGAUCAAUUGCAAUUACAAAAUCUAUGAAAAAACUUGGAGUACCACUACACAAGAAUGAGAAACGUAGUACAAACGGGCUUCCUAGGUCUUUUCUACCGCUAUUUACUUUUGAUGCUGAUGACAUGGAACGAGUUGCCCAUGAUGAUUCACUCGAUGAACAAACAAAGCAUUACUAUAAAUUUCAUAAAUCCUUAUUUGAUAAGUUUGCAGAGUAUAGAGAAAAUGACUCUGUAAAGUUCACAGAAAAAAACUUCCAACCAAGAUUAUUCAUUCCCAAUGACGAACUCUUCUUAGAAGAAGUUUUACCCUUUUUUGAUACUCAUAUAUCCAAUUUAUGUCCCAUUUUUGAUAUCAGGUCCCUAAGGACUGAGAUUACUGCGAUGUAUACGCGACUCAAGAGCAAUCCCGAUUUAUCAGUGAAGGUAUUUGAUCAUAUCGUUUACUGUAUCGUACUGCUGAUUACAGUGCUCGUACAAUUGUCAAUUACUUUUUCUAGAGAUCUGAAAGUUAUCAACAGUGAUUUUGCUAAAGAGAUACUUGCUAUUGAUACCUCAAAAUAUAUUGCAAUUGUUAACCACUAUAUUUACCAAUCAAAAUCAUUUAGAAAAUGUACUCUUCUUCAAUUACAGCUUAUGAUUUUACUUAGGUUUUAUAAUUGGUGUGCACCAGAAGAUGGGGAUGGGAAUGAAGCUCAACACAGCCGCAUUUUAAUGGGUACAAUAAUAGCGUGCUGUAAGGAACUUGGCAUUGAUUGGAAAGUCCUGAACUCAGAACAAUUUUUCUUUGAUAUCUCUAACGGGACCAGGCCUAGUAUCAAAGUAAUGGGCAAGAAUGAAUAUGUCGAAUUGUAUAGGCUUAUAUGGGGGUUUGUUCUUUCCUGGGACAGGAAGAUGGGGUUUGUAAACGGUCAAGAAUGCUACAUCGGUAAAUCUUUAUUGUACAGUCCAAAAAAGUUAGUGCCGGGCUCAUGGCAUUUGAAAAUGGUCCAAUUAGAUCAUAUCAUGCUCCAAAUUAACAAUCUAAUAAAUGACACGCCUUCUAAUGUUAAUAAAACUGAGUUGAUGAAACUUCUCGAGACAUUAAAAGUUGAAUUUUUGAAUUUGAAAAAUUUAUCAAGACCAGAAGACAGUGCGCUAAAUUUUGAAUUUGAAUGGACACUGGAUCUUUUCAGCUUGUCAAUAUUACACGCAAUGAUGAUUUCUUAUGAGUAUAGUAUGCACCAUGUGAAAUUUCAUGAAACCAUGCAACUAUUGUGGGAUCAUAUCUUGCAUUUAGCGCAAAAAUGCUACUUAUAUAUAAACGAAGUUGAAGAAGCUGUAUCGCCUCAUCCCUUUAUGAGAUUUUACACCAACAGAAUAGUGGAGUUAGUUAAUAGUAAAUUGUGUGUCUUAGUGCCAGCAUUUAUCUUGAGGCUUUACCGGUUUGAAAAGAUGAAUUUCAAUUCAAGAAACUUGAUGACACGAUUUUUGUUUGAUGUAUCAUCUAUGUGUUUUAAUGAAUUUGGGGCAGUUUAUUUCAGGUGUUUCAAGAGAAUGUUUGCUGCAAAGAUAACUUAUAAGUUUCUAAAUAGGCCAGAGGAUAAAGAUCCAUGGGACAUUAUUUUGAAAUUUUUGGACUAUGAGUUUCGAAAUGGAAAGGGGGAUUUAGACUCUGAAAAGAACUUAAAAACCAAAUUGAAGGAUUUAAUUCCAGAAAUUUUUAAAGUUAGUAAAAUUAAAGCAAGUAGUGCUACGGUCAAGGACUUAACUCAGAUUUGGAAUUCGCAGAUAUGUCCGAUCGAGCAAUACGAUUCUCAAUUUGAAUUGAAUCUUCACGAAGACACUGUAAAUCAAUUCUUAGGUAUUAAAAAGUAUCACGAAACAUUCAACAUAUUCACUUCAUUCUAUGAUCACGCAAGUUCACAGUUAGCUAGUGAUACAGAUAAUGUAAAUACUCAUACCACUAACAGUAUGGAACAGAUUGAUACUAACAAAACGGUACCCAUUCCGUCGCAAAUUCUGUCAUCAGAAAGUACGUCCAUAUCAGGUCAUCUUUCGCCCGAUCAAGAACUUGAAGAUGGAAGCGGCAGUUUCACAAAUUUGAACCUGUUGGAAGAGAUAUUUGAUCCAUUAGAUUUUAUGUCCUAUUUUUAA
This is a messenger RNA of Kazachstania africana CBS 2517, 2589 nucleotides long. RefSeq names its product Oaf3p (gene OAF3). The record is from RefSeq and is a predicted model, not a curated record. NCBI's taxonomy places the organism in Eukaryota, Fungi, Ascomycota, Saccharomycetes, Saccharomycetales, Saccharomycetaceae. The coding region runs from base 1 to 2589 and encodes 862 amino acids. Gene Ontology annotation, biological process: regulation of transcription by RNA polymerase II. Gene Ontology annotation, molecular function: DNA-binding transcription activator activity, RNA polymerase II-specific; zinc ion binding; RNA polymerase II cis-regulatory region sequence-specific DNA binding. Gene Ontology annotation, cellular component: nucleus. The transcript has a single exon.